AUGACAUUUCUCUCGGAAUUUGAGUUUAAUUGUUCGGACAACGUCUCAUUCCGUCAGGGACCUAAAUCUGCUAUCUACAGCGACGCUAAUGGUCUGAAUUGGUUACACAGAUGCAUGUCUCAUUGUUAUUCUAUAAAUUCACUUUUCUCUGACUGUCACUCUCUUUACACUUCUUUUCUCUCUUUUUUUUCAUUCUUUCUUUCUCAUAGCGUACAUAUAUCUAUCUACUUAUCUAUCAAAAACUGCUCAUAUACUGAUCUUAAGCAUGAUAUCUAUCUAUCUAUCUAUCAUUUACUCUUCGCUUCUUUCCUUCAUUUUCCAACCAUCUAUCUCAAACUCUUUCUUUCCUUCCUUCCUUCCUUCCUUCCUUCCUAUCUAUCUAUCUAUCUAUCUAUCUAUCUAUCUAUCUAUCUAUAUUUAACAGUUUGUUCCUAUCUAUCUAUCUAUCUAUCUAUCUAUCUCAAACUCUUCCUUUUCUUCCUUCAUUUUCUAUUUAUCUCUCUCUCUCUCAGACUCUUCCCUUCCUUUCUUCAUUUUCUAUCUAUCUAUCUAUCUAUCUAUCUAUCUAUCUAUCUAUCCUUACUUCCUUUCCAUCUAUCUAUCAAUAUAUCUGUCUCUCUAUCUAUUUAUCUAACUCAGACCCUUUCAUUUCUUUUUUUCUUUCUUUCUAUCUAUCUAUCUAUCUAUCUAUCUAUCUAUCUAUCUAUCUAUCUAUCUUCAGACUAUUUCCUACGUUCGAUGCUUUCAUACACACGUCACUCUCUCACUCUCUCUCUCUCUCUCUCUAUCUCUCUUUCUCAAUUAAUUUAUACGCAUAUGUUUUCUUUUACCUGUAGCGCUAUUCCGUUCUUCCUUCUUUCUUUCUCUCUGUCUAUCUUUUUUUUCUUUCUUCACAAAUUUGCGUUACCUCUUUUUCGCUCUCAUUCCUUGUCUUUCUUUCUUUCUUUCUUUCUUUCUUUCUUUCUUUCUUUCUUUCUUUCUUUCUUUAAAUACUCAUUCCUAUCUUACCUGCUUUCUCUGAAUUUGUUCCCAUUCAUUUCUGUCACUUUCUUCUUUCCCAUUCAUUCAUUAUACAUAUUCCGAUUUCUUUCAUUCAUUCUUCACACAUUUUUUUACACUCUCUCAUUUGUUCUCAUUUCUCUUUCUUUCUUUCUUUGUUUUUCUUUAUUUCGCCACUCAUUCUCUCUAUUUUUCUCUCGUUUAUUCACUUUCUGUCUGUUUCUUUCUUUUUUUAAGUCAAACAUUACUUCCUUCCUUCCUCUGUUCAUUUUAUAUCAAACCGCUUUAAUUCUCUCUCUCUCUCUCUCUCUCUCUCUCUCUCUCUCUCUCUCUCUCUUCACCACUGUUUAUUUUCAUUCUUAUUUUUUCUUUCUUUCUUUAUUUCUUUCUUUCUUUCUUCACUUAUUUAAUCUUUCUCAUCUUCCGCUUAAGUUUUUAAUCUCAUUUUUUCCUUCAUUUUUUUCAUCCUCCAAAAACAUUUUACUUACUCUCAUGUCUGUCAUCAUUCAUUCUCACUCCGAUUUUUUCUUCUACACUCAUUCUCCCCCCCUCUCUCUCUCUCUCUCUCCGUCACUCUUUCACUCUCCCUUUCUCUUUCUCUCACCCCCUCUCUCUCUCUCACCCUCUCUCUCGCUCUCUGAAACUGUUUCUUCCCGUUCUUAUUUUCUUUCUGUCUCUAUUUAUUUAUUCCUUCAUCCAUUUCAACUCUUUCUGUCUUCCUCUCUAGAUUUUAAUCUCAUUCUUUUUCAUUCAUUUUUUAAUUCUCCUCUCACAUUUUUGUUACUCUCUUUUCUCUCAUCAUUCAUUCCCACUCCGCUUUAUUUACUUAUUCGGUCAUUUCUUUCUUUCCUUUUAUUCAUUCAUUCUUUCUGUUUCCUUCUCUCGUUUUUUAUCCUCAUUCUCUCCCUAAUUUCUUCCUUCCUUCAUUCUUCGCGUACUCAGUUAACUGCUGCAAGCGCAAUUGAGGUGGCAGACGUCCCACCAAACAAUCAGAUUAACGUAAGCUACAUCGACAACAACAGUCACAAUAACGAAUGA
This is a messenger RNA of Acanthosepion pharaonis, 2037 nucleotides long. Lineage: Eukaryota; Metazoa; Mollusca; Cephalopoda; Sepiida; Sepiidae. The record is from the annotation of a GenBank genome assembly.